Molecule: messenger RNA, 1853 nt
Organism: Chinchilla lanigera (long-tailed chinchilla)
Lineage: Eukaryota; Metazoa; Chordata; Mammalia; Rodentia; Chinchillidae
Gene: Arid3c
Product: AT rich interactive domain 3C (BRIGHT-like)
Exons: 6
Coding region: 585-1478 (297 amino acids)
Biological process (GO): regulation of transcription by RNA polymerase II
Cellular component (GO): nucleus
Molecular function (GO): DNA binding
Source: RefSeq, a predicted model, not a curated record
CGCCCUCGCCCGUCUGCGUUUGCCCCUCGGCCUCCUGCCUCCGCGACGGUCCUCCCGCCGCUGCCUGCCGCUGAGGUCCCUCGGCGCCGGACCCCUGCCCUGCCCUCCGCCUCUGCCCGGGGUCGCUGGCGGCCUCCCCGCCCCUCUCUCUGGCUCCGCUCCGGCCUCUGCUGGGAUCCCAGUCUGCGUCCGCCUCGGUGCCCUCCGUCUCUCCGCGCCUCGUCCCCGCCUGCCCGCCGCCAUCUCCGCCUCCGCUGUCCUUGGCAGCGGCUGUCACGGCCGUGCGUCCUCCCCUCUGCCCCUGCCCCUGCCCCUGCCGCCCCGGGGUGCCGGGCUUGACCUCAGUCGAUGCCCGUUUCCGAUCCCCGGUCCGGCCGGCUCUCCCUCUCCGGCACAGCUGUCUGUCCGCCCUUGCCUUCCGACCCCUCGAGUGCCCGAGUCCGUGACCCGCUCCCCUUGCGCUGGGGCUGUGCGGACCGCAGAACCCCGCACCGUAACGCCCUCCCCCACAGGCAGCCCUCUCCUCGGGGCCCCGCCGGGCACCAGGGCCCCCCGCGCCAGGGCGGCUGCGCCUGGAAGCCGUAAUGGAGGCCCUGCAGAGGCAGCAGGCCGCUCGGCUGGCCCAAGGGGCGGGGCCGUUGGUCCCUCCUCACCCUCCGCCGCCGCCAAGGCCUCCCCUGCCUGGCCUGCGGACCCUGAAGCCUCCUGAGGGGACGGUGGGUGAGAUUGGGGCUGAGGAAGAGGAGGGUGCUGAAGAGGAGGAGGAAGAGCAGGAAGCUGGAGCGGAGGAAGAGGCGGCGGCCCGGGGCCCCCGCUCGCCUCCUGAGCCCCAUCCCCACGAGUGGACCUACGAGGAACAGUUCAAGCAGCUAUACGAGCUUGAUGCAGACCCCAAGAGGAAGGAGUUUCUGGACGACCUGUUUAGCUUCAUGCAGAAGAGGGGGACACCGGUGAACCGUGUGCCCAUUAUGGCGAAGCAAGUGCUGGAUCUCUACGCGCUGUUUCGCCUGGUGACAGCCAAGGGCGGUCUGGUGGAGGUCAUCAACCGGAAGGUGUGGCGGGAAGUCACCCGCGGCCUCAGUCUGCCCACCACCAUCACCUCGGCAGAGAGUGGAAUUCCCGCCCCCCGUCUGGCCCUACCCGUGGGCCUCGCCUUGGGACCUGUACAGAAGAAGAUGGCACCAGAGGAGCCUCCAGAGAAGCGGGCCGUGCUCAUGGGCGCCGUGGACCCGCCUCAUCCUGGGGCAGCCCCCGGUUUCCUACCCCGUGGCAAGGUUCCUCUGAGGGAAGAGCGGCUGGAUGAGCCCCUCAGUCUGGCAGGCAGUGGCAUCAGCAGUAUCAACAUGGCACUAGAGAUCAACGGGGUGGUCUACACUGGCGUUCUCUUUGCCCGUCGCCAGCCUGUCACAGCUUCCCAGGGCCCAGCUAACCCCGCACCCCCACCCUCAGCAGGACCCCCUGUCAACACCUUGCCCUGAGAGCUCCUGCUCAGAACUAAGUCCCAGCCCCACUGCUGGGUGGGCACCUUCUCACCCUGAUUCUUUCAAAAUGCCCACUCUGGGCCCUGAUCGACACCAUACCCCACCUCCCUGCUAAAUGUUUUACCUUGCUCUUUCAUCUACCUCAUCGUAAAAGGAGGGCACCUCCUCGCUGGCCAAUUCCAGCAGCAUCUACCAAAGAAUUCUUGCCCCAGAAACCCACAUCAUCUCCUCCCGUGCCCCUGUGUCAGUGUCAUCUGUGGCACCCCCCCUGAGUCAGCCCCGCUUCCCCUCAGGAGCCAGUGACUGGCGGAGUGUUAUGAAGGAAAUGGCCCUCGGGUCACAUCUGGAAAAUAAAGCCCUGAUCCCUCCCUC